CAACCGUUCCCCAGGACGAGCUCUAACCUGCUCACUCGUAGGAACACACACAUCAUGUCAACCCCGAUCCACAGUUCAGCGCCUACGCUCACUCCAUCCUCGGGCCCCACUAUCCCGGACUACGAGUCCGCAGCCUCAGGCAGAACCCCGGACGAGGAUGACCUUGUCAAGAUGGCGCCUUAUCCCUUCGACAACGCGUUUUCAGACGCCGAUGUCGUGUUGCGGGCCGUGGACGGUACGCGUUUCUACCUUCACAAGGCUGUCCUGCGCGUCGAUGUUCUUCGCCGACAUGUUCUCCUUACCGCAACCACCAUCUCCGGGUUCAGAGACCGGCCCCGAUGCUAUACCGACCAUCCCAGUCACGGAGGGCAGUGAACCUCUCGAGCGACUACUACGCAUGUGCUACCCGGUCGACAGGCCUGAGGUGUCUGACUCUGUCCAGACUGUGGCCCCUAUCCUCGGCGCAGCGCUGAAGUACCAGAUGCCCGUGGUCACCAGAUUGAUGACCAAGUCGCUAUCGUCCCAUUGUAGCAUGUCUCCACUCGCCGUAUUCGCCGUUGCGUACCAGCUAGAUCUGGAAGAGAUUGGAGCCAAGGCAAUCCACGAAUUUACUCAUUGGUACACAUUGCCAGUGUGGGCCGAUACAAAUCUUCCAAACAUCCCCACACCUGGCUUCAAGGCACACCUGUGCCGCGCUCAUUCCCUCGAUCAUUAUUCCUCCGACGUGGAUGCUAUCCCGGCCGCUGUCUAUUACCGACUCCUUGAUCAUCAUACUACUACAACAUCGGAAUCGUUACCAUCAGGCGCGGAAGCUGUCGUCAAGCACAUUUUUUCUCGCCCUCACCACCUCGAGAUCCUCCAGGAAGCCGAGACGCCUAUGGGGCGAUUGGCCCAUCCCUUCCACGAUACUGCUCAUGCGAAUACCAUCAUUCGCUCAUCCGACAACGCCGUUUUCCACGUGGAUCGCUAUCUGCUCAGCUUUGCGUCACCGGUCCUUGCCAAAUUGUUUUCUGCACCCGCUACAACGGCAGCAUCUGACUCAGAGAGCUUGCAAGUCAGUUCCGCCACUACGAUGACACAUCAUUUCCCCGAGAACGGUCGGACGCUAUCAACGCUGUUCCAGCUGUCCUACCCCAUGCCUGACCCCGAGCCCAUAG
Messenger RNA from Fomitopsis serialis, 1157 nucleotides. RefSeq lists its product as uncharacterized. NCBI's taxonomy places the organism in Eukaryota, Fungi, Basidiomycota, Agaricomycetes, Polyporales, Fomitopsidaceae. The annotation marks the transcript as partial. The record is from RefSeq and is a predicted model, not a curated record. The transcript is spliced from 2 exons.